This is a messenger RNA of Chaetomium strumarium, 1207 nucleotides long. RefSeq lists its product as uncharacterized. The transcript has a single exon. The coding region runs from base 499 to 1065 and encodes 188 amino acids. NCBI's taxonomy places the organism in Eukaryota, Fungi, Ascomycota, Sordariomycetes, Sordariales, Chaetomiaceae. The record is from RefSeq and is a predicted model, not a curated record.
GUAAAUCCCUAGGAGGAAUUAUAUAUAUCUAAAUCAUCUAUAAACAAAGAAUUGCUAGCUAUCUACAGUAUUUACCAUAUACUAUACUUACCCCUAUAAAGGGGGAUUAGUACGUAUGGAGUCCCGGAGACGAAGACGUGGCACGGGGUGGGCCAUGAGGAUAAGACGAUGUAUGGGAGGCGGAUGAGUCGGCGGGAAGAGAGGGACGGGGGUAAGGUGAGGAAUCAAGAGGAAGAGAAGGAGCAAUCAUGACGGAUGAGAACCGGGAGAAAAAGAAUCCAGCUUGGGUAUAUUGAUGAGCAGUACUUGGAAAAGUGACACAAAGACAAAAAGCGAUUAAAAGGUGUACAAUCCGCUCCCGGUGAAACCUUCUCUUCCACCCCCUUGGAAUCCAAAAGCCAAAGCUCGUCUGCAUUUCCGCGUCAGCAUCACUCCGCUCCCCCCUUUCCCGCACCACAUGCACUUACCCAACCAACCACCAACUUCCCCUAUCACUACAUGCCUGGGUCUCCUCCACGAUCAAUUCGCGCUGAUCGUCGUCGUCACCCCCUUCCCAUCACCCGCCGUGGUCGCACCACCAAGGUGAUCAGGGACGGCCUGCUGCUGUGUCUUUUCCUCCUCCCCUCCCGCGGUGGCCGGAGCGGCAGCAGCCGCGGCAGCCGCAUUCACAUUCGCAUUCUUGUUCGCGUCAUCGUGUCCCCCGUUCGCCUGCCCGUCCUCGUCCGAGACAAGCGCCUUCUUCGCCUCCUUCUCGGCACCGGCGGCGUGCUGCUCCUCGUCGUCGGUCACCUUGGGCUUCCGCAGGCAGCCGAACAGGGUCUUGAGGAUGUUCUUCAGCGGGUUCGGCUUCUUUUCCUUUGCUGGUUGUUGCUGCUCCUGGGCGGCGGACGCCUCCUCGGUGGCUGUUUGCUCUGGUUCUUGUUGUUGUUGUUGUUGCUGUUGUGGUUGCUGCUGUUCUUGAGCCGCUUGUUGCUGUGGUUGCUGCUGCUCCAGCUGGGGUUGGGCGUCGGCGGACAUGGUUGUGGUUUGUUGGGUUUUGGUUUUUCCUUUCGGCUAAGGGGGUAGGGGAUAUGUUCGUGACGGAGAGGAAGAGGAAGACAGAUAUCACGAGAGGUGUGAGUCACGGGGAAUUUGCAGGAAGAGAAAACAGUUUGGGACGCUUCGACCAUGAAGAGAUGACGGGCUCUCAUUUAUUCUUUAUUACCUA